AUUAAAGCGGAGCUUGAAAAUGACAUAAUUUCUGUAUUCUUCUUAUUUGUCAUAACGUGAUAUAUGCGUGUUGAUGGCUUAGCCUUUUAUUAAUUUGCAAUUUCUAGCCGUUAAAUAUCUUAUAAAAGGAAAAUCUAGCGGGCGGCUUGGACCCGGCCUACGCUUCUUAUUUUGUCUUCAUAUUGAUGCAACCAUAAAUUUAUAAGCUUGGUCUUCUGCUAAUUAAUGCUGCAACAUUCUAUUUUCUCUAACUGGUGAUGAUGCGGACGGUUGCAUUAAUUGUUCUCUCUAAUUUAGCAUUUGGAUCAGUGUCAGUCCUUGGUGGUGAUAGUUAUAGCAGACAGGAUUUUCCUUCUGGUUUUAUUUUUGGUUCUGGCACUUCUGCUUAUCAGGUGGAAGGAGCAGCUAGCGAGGAUGGCAGAACUCCGAGCGUUUGGGAUACAUUUACUCACCAGGGAUUUGUGAACGGCGACACUGGAGAUGUAGCAGCGGAUGGGUACCAUAAGUACAAGGAAGAUGUUCAACUCAUGGUUCAAACUGGUUUGGAUGCAUAUAGAUUCUCAAUCUCAUGGCCCAGACUCCUCCCCAAUGGAAGAGGAGCUGUCAAUCCAAAGGGUUUACAGUAUUACAACAACCUCAUCAAUGAGCUUAUUAGUCAUGGCAUCCAACCACAUGUCACGCUAUUCCAUUAUGAUCAUCCGCAGGUACUUGAAGAUGAGUAUGGCGGAUGGCUUAGCCGAAAAAUAGUGAAAGAUUUCACAGAUUUUGCAGAUGUUUGUUUCAGAGAGUUUGGGGAUAGGGUCUCAUACUGGACUACUCUGAAUGAGCCUAAUGUGUACAUAAUUGGUGGUUAUGACACGGGAUUAUCUCCUCCCAGGCGUUGUUCUCCUCCAUUUGGAUCCAACUGCACCAAAGGCAACUCCUCAACAGAACCAUACUUGGUUGCUCAUCAUAUCUUGAUGGCGCAUGGCUCAGCUGUGAGACUGUAUAGGGAAAAGUAUCAGGGCAAGCAAGUUGGACAUAUUGGGAUAAAUCUGCUUGUUUUUGGAUAUGUUCCUCUAACAAAUUCACCAGAGGAUGUUGUUGCAACUCAGAGAGCCAAAGACUUCUUUACUGGCUUGUUUAUGAAUCCUCUAUUGUUCGGAGACUAUCCUGACACGGUAAAGAAAAACGCAGGGUUGAGGCUACCAGCUUUCUCCAACUAUGAAUCUGAGCUGGUUAAGGGUUCAUUUGACUUUGUUGGUGUGAAUUACUAUUACACAUUGGCAAUCAAAGACAACUCUGAAGCGUUGAAAACCGAACAUAGAGAUUUUACUGCUGAUAUGGCAAUAGAGUUGUUUCAUCAAAUCUCUGACCACGCUUAUUCUUCCCCUCAGUCAUCCAUGAGGUCUUGGGGUCUGCAAUUAGUGCUCGAAGACUUCAAGCAAGCUUAUGGAAAUCCCCCUAUUUACAUUCAUGAAAAUGGUCAGAGGUCCCCUCGAAAUUCGUCAUUAGAAGACAUUUCUAGGGUGAAAUUUCUCCAUUUAAACAUUUGGAGUCUGCUUGAUGCUGUCAGAAAUGGAUCAAAUGCAAGAGGGUAUUUUACGUGGUCUUUCUUGGAUGUAUUCGAGUUCUUCGAUGGUUACAAGUCAAGCUAUGGCUUGUAUUAUGUGGAUCGAGAUGAUCUUGAAUUAAAGAGAUAUCCUAAGUUCUCUGCACAUUGGUUUUCUCACUUUCUGAAGGGAGGAAAUGUCAGUUCUGAUCAAGUUAUACAACUGGCCACAAGUUCUUCACCUGUUUCUGAUAAGCACUUCUUUCAGUAGAUGAUUUGAAGAUUUAUAGGAGUUUACAGAUUACUCGAGGAUAAUUCGCUAUGGUAGAGCUUAAGUAUGCGAAUUUUCUUACCGCCUUCCGUAAUCCGUCUGUAAAUUCUACAUAAAUGUUCAACGGUCCUACUGAUUACAAUUGAAGAGCUUGGAUCUACAAUAAGAGUUCUAGAGUGUUUUAGACACUCGAGAAAUGUACAUCUUUCCGCAGAUAUUUGAAUUGAUUUUGAUAAUGUUAAUCAUGUUUGUCGAGGAUCGUAAGUAAUACUAUUGCACAAUUACAAUAUAUAAGUUCCAUGCGGAAUAUAUACAUGGAAUAGAAUAGUUAUUUUUAAUCGAUGGAUUAGAAUAACUAUUUUUAAGGAAUAUUAAUUAUUAUUUUGUAUUCUUUUGGAUA
This is a messenger RNA of Mercurialis annua (annual mercury), 2202 nucleotides long. RefSeq names its product hydroxyisourate hydrolase-like. Gene Ontology annotation, biological process: carbohydrate metabolic process. Gene Ontology annotation, molecular function: beta-glucosidase activity. The record is from RefSeq and is a predicted model, not a curated record. NCBI's taxonomy places the organism in Eukaryota, Viridiplantae, Streptophyta, Magnoliopsida, Malpighiales, Euphorbiaceae. The transcript is spliced from 12 exons. Bases 258 to 1802 code for a protein of 514 amino acids.